Melopsittacus undulatus (budgerigar) is the source of this 1549-nucleotide messenger RNA. RefSeq names its product potassium two pore domain channel subfamily K member 17 (gene KCNK17). Gene Ontology annotation, molecular function: potassium ion leak channel activity; outward rectifier potassium channel activity. The coding region runs from base 1 to 909 and encodes 302 amino acids. Lineage: Eukaryota; Metazoa; Chordata; Aves; Psittaciformes; Psittaculidae. Gene Ontology annotation, biological process: potassium ion transmembrane transport; stabilization of membrane potential. The record is from RefSeq and is a predicted model, not a curated record. Gene Ontology annotation, cellular component: plasma membrane. The transcript is spliced from 5 exons.
AUGGUGGCGGAACGGUGGCGGCGGCAGCGACAGAAGCGGCGUUGGGGGGUACCGGUGCUGCUGGUGGUCUACGUGGGCUAUGUGGGGCUGGGCGCCGCGGUGCUGCAGGCGCUGGAGCGGCCGGCCGAGGCACGGGCUGCUCAGCAUCUCCUGCGACAGCGCUGGGAGCUGCUUGCCAACCACACCUGCCUGCGGGGAGCCUCCCUGCAGCGGUUCAUCGAGGGUAUUGUCCAAGCCUACAAGAGUGGCAUAACCCUCCAGGGAAACACCACUAGCCUGGGCAGGUGGGACUUCAGUGGGUCCUUCUUCUUCUCCAUCUCUGCAAUAACAACCAUUGGCUAUGGGAACCUGAGUCCCAGCACUGCGGCUGGUCGAAUCUUCUGCAUCUUGUUUGCACUCUUUGGGAUCCCCUUGAAUCUUGUACUCCUGAAUGAAAUUGGGCAGCUGAUGCUGUUGGGGGUUCAGCAUUGUAGCCAUCGCCUAGAAGAGGCAUUUCAUUUGCAGAAAAAAUCUUCCCUGCUGAUUAAGACCUCUGCGCUGGUGACUGGCUUGUUAUUGUUCCUUCUGUUACCUCCAUUGUUGCUCUCUGACAAAGAAGGCUGGUCUUAUGAAGAAGGCUUCUAUUAUUCCUUCAUUACCCUCAGCACUAUAGGAUUUGGAGAUUAUGUGAUUGGGAUGAACCCAGACCGUACCUACCCAGCCUGGUACAAGAAUGUAAUCUCUCUGUGGAUCCUCUUUGGGAUGGCCUGGCUAACACUGGUUAUCAAACUUUCCAUCAACUUUCUAGAGAGCUCCAGUGACUUCUGUCAGUGCAACAGGAGCAUGGUAGAAAAGUUCAUGGAUGGCAACAGAAAUAGUACAACGGGACUUCAUGAUGUGGAGAUCUGCAAUGACAAAGACACAAAAUAAAAAGGAUCAGAUGAACCUCACACCUACACAGCUCCUGCAGAAGCACUCUAGGGAAGAGUCAUACCCUUGGUGUCUCUUAGGUUUUAGUGCACCAGAGAUGCAUCACUUAGAUAUUCGGGAACAGAACUGUCCCAAAGUUCACAUGGGGUAAAAUCCUGCUUAUUGAGCUUGAAAUGUUUCUAUUCUGAACAGUGAUGACAGCAAAAUGUUUCAUUCAGAGCACUGCCAAGAAUUACCAAUGGGAAUUAGCCAAAUCUUAGCCAAAAACAGAUAUUGCCCAACUUCCCACCUCAAUAUAUGAAGAAAACUUUGACAUCCAUAUUCAACAUUAGCUGUAGUCCUCUUCUUUACAUGCAAAGUUCUUAUAGUCCCUAAUUGUAAGUAUAGCAUUUUGCAAACACCACUACUAGAAAAGCAAGUGCCAUUUAAUGCAGGAAAUGUUGCUGAAAGAGUUAAUGAAAAGUACUAUAUAAAGCCACCUGACAGUCACUACAAAUGUGCUUCAUCACCUGUAUGCUUGUGCUUGCCAAAGGUGGUACCAUGCUUUUGAUAAUUAGUACAUGGAUAGCAAUGAGGCAGAGCUCAUACAGGUGCUUAAUAGAAACAUAAUUCCUUUUUUUUAAAUAAAUUUCUACAUCAG